UUUGGGAUCCUCAUCAUCCUUAGGACAUAAUUCUAGUUAUGUAUGGUGUAAACUCUAGUCUCCCUUAAUAGUGUUGAAAGAAGGUUAUCGGUGGACACUUUGUGAUGAAUCUUUAGUACCAAUUUGGAAUAGUAUGUGGCUUAGAGAUGAGAGAAAUCCAUAUAUAACAACUCCUAGUAAUCACCAACCAGCAUGAUACAUGGUUAGUGGAGGACUCAAUUGGUUAAUAGCGAGAGAGAUACGCAGGAAAUUCAUCAAAGACUUUAAGGACUUUUUUUGUCAAGCUUUGGAGCAAUCUUGUUGGAGAAAGAUAAAUUUGCGAAAUAAGCUUGGAAAUAUUAUGAAGCAAGUGGCAGACUUUAAGGACUUUUUUUGUCAAGCUUUGGAGCAAUCUUGAUCAAUGCCAACGAGUGAGUUUUGCUAUGACAACAUGGAGUAUGUGGUAUAAACGGAAUUUGCAACUUUGGGAAGGCAAGAACCAGACAUUAGACCAGGUCAUUGCUCGAGCACAAGGAGUGCUCGUGCGUGGCAACACACACAAGAUGGUUACAGUAGGACACCGACAGCUACAGCUCAAGUGCAACAUGCUAUUUGAUAUUCACUGCCAGUAGAUUAUGUGAGAUGUAACAUUGAUGCUGCAAUUUUUUUUGCCGGAAAAGAAAACUAGCAUGAGAGCUUGUAUGCACAACGAAGGACAGUUCAUCACAACAAUGUCAGCUCAUAUCAUGACACCAGCAGAGGCUUGGUCGCUACAACAAGGCAUCAUGUGGAUGCUUGACUAUCAAAAUGUGAUUUUUGAACCGGAUUGCAAGACAAUGGUGAACGACAUCAAUAGUUCCAAAGACAAACCAUUCGGAGUAUGGUAACGCUCAUGCUUUAGCAAGAACAGUUUUAUCUCAUACUUGUCGCAUUAGGUUUAAUUAUAUUCCCAAUUGUAUUGCUACUUUAAUUAUGAAUGAGUAAAAUGUCUAUUUACCCCACUAACAACCUUCAAAUGAAACAUAGUAAUGCAAGUGACAGAGGUGUCUUCGCUUUGUAUUCCCACCAUGCAAACAACAACCUUAACAAGAUGUUAUCAAUGGAAGAAAAAAUUACUCACUUUUCUCAUUCUUCCCCACAAACCCUUCAUUCUACUCACUCUCCCAUUUUCAACCAUUCCUUCAUCUCUCUCAUUUCAACCCACACAACACACCAUUGCCACCAUCAUCCACACUCUCUGUGACUCCAACCGUUUCACCGAAGCCCAUCAACGUUUCACCCUUUUCCUCUCCUCCGGUUCAAUUCCCGAUCACCGAACAUGUAACCUCCUCCUUGCUCGUUUACUCCGUUCCAAAACCCCACUUCAAACAUGGACUCUAGUCAAAUCCUUGAUCCAAACCAAACCUGGUUUUGUUCCUUCUUUGGUUAACUACAACCGUUUGAUGGACCAGUUUUGUUUGAUUCAUCGACCGUUUGAUGCUCAUAGAUUGUUUUCCGACAUGAAGAAUCGUGGGCAUUGUCCCAAUGUUGUUACUUAUACCACUUUGAUUAAUGGGUAUUGUUCAGUUGGUGGAAUAAGGGAUGCAGUUAAGGUGUUUGAUGAAAUGCUUGAAAGUGGUUUAGUGCCGAAUUCGAUGACUUAUAGUGUAUUGAUUCGCGGAUUUCUUCGGGAAAGGGAUUUGGAAAGUGGGAGAGAGUUGAUGUGCAAGUUGUGGGAGAGGAUGAAUUUGGAAGUUGAGUUGGGUGUGAAGGUUGCUGCUUUUGCAAAUUUGAUUGAUUCUUUGUGUAAAGAAGGGUUUUUUAAUGAAGUUUUUGAGUUUGCAGAAGAGAUGCCGUGUGGUAGUAGUUUGUCGGGGGAGGUGGUUUAUGGGCAGAUGAUUGAUUCAUUCUGCAAAGUUGGAAGGUAUCAUGGAGCAGCUAGGAUUGUUUAUUUGAUGAGGAAGAGAGGGUUUAUUCCAAGUGAUGUGUCAUAUAAUUUUAUCAUACAUGGACUAAGCAAAGAUGGUGAUUGUAUGAGAGGUUAUCAGUUGUUAGAGGAAGGAGCUGAAUUUGGAUUCUCGCUGUGCGAGCAUACUUACAAGGUAUUGGUGGAAGCUCUGUGUCGUGUAUUAGAUGUGGACAAGGCAAGGGAAGUUCUUAAACUCAUGUUGUCUAAGAAAGGUGUUGACAAGACUAGGAUUUACAACAUUUAUUUGAGAGCUCUCUGUCUUGUGAACAAUCCAACAGAGCUUUUAAAUGUGCUUGUGUUUAUGCUUGAGAGCCAGUGUGAGACCGAUGUGAUUACCCUCAACACAGUUAUCAAUGGUUUUUGCAAGAUGGGGAGGGUUGAUGAAGCUUUAAAAGUAAUGGAUGACAUGUUAUUGGGUAAAUUUUGUGCACCUGAUGUUGUGACCUUCACUACAUUGAUUUCAGGUCUAUUGGAUGCUGAAAAAGUCGAUGAAGCUUUUGAUCUGUUCAAUAAAGUGAUGCCUGAAAAUGGUUUGAAGCCUGGUGUUGUAACAUAUAAUGUUCUUAUCAGAUGCCUAUACAAACUUAAAAGACCGAAUGAUGCAUUCAGGAUUUUUAAUAACAUGGCUGGUGACGGCAUUACUCCAGAUAGUACCACUUAUACAGUUAUGGUAGAAGGCCUAUGUGAAUGUGAUCAAAUAGAAGAGGCAAAGAAUUUUUGGCAGAGUGUUAUAUGGCCUUCAGGGAUCCAUGAUAAUUUUGUUUAUGCAGCCAUUCUGAAAGGGCUAUGUGGUUCUGGCAAAUUUAACGAGGCUUGUCAUUUCUUGUAUGAAUUAGUAGAUUUUGGGGUCUUUCCAAAUAUAUAUAGCUAUAAUAUUCUGAUCAACUGUGCUUGCAAUUUAGGUUUGAAAAGAGAAGCUUACCAAAUUGUUAGAGAGAUGAAUAGGAAUGGAGUGAUCCCUGAUUGUGUGACAUGGAGGGUUCUUCACAAGUUACAAAGCAAUGUGAGGAAGCACACCUCAUCUGAACAUCUAUCCUUGUCAACAGUUGAUGAGGGUGAUGACAUGGAUGAUAAAGCAAGUCAGGAUAGAAGGAAAUGGAUUUCUGCUUGUACUUCAAGUGGUGGUAAACCAUUGGAUUUUACAAGAUAACAAUGAAGCUUGGUCAUUAAUCCCUAUCCAUGGCUGAUAAUGCAUGUUAUGAUAAAAUGUGACAUUAGGAAUAGAGUUGAAAGAGAGUAAGUUUGAGAUAAAUUUUGUUAAAGAUUAUGAAGUUACUCGGAGCGAUGUCACUGUGCUGAAUGAAAACAUGCAUUGUGGUUUUUAUACAGAAUGUGCUGUGCAUGUAUCAACAACUAGUUUCUGACAAAAAGUCCAUUGACUCUUUAACUGUGAAGCCAAGAGAUGAACUUUUCUACACCAAGUUCAAUCCGUCAAUCACUUUGUGAUAACUAGCCACAAUUGUCAUGUCUGAUUGGAACUUCGGCGAGGUGCCAAUUUCUUGUGUCUCAAUGCAUUGCCGCCACAGAAGCCAUCUCUACUUUUAAUAUUAGUCAUAGUUUGAAAUUGUGUUCAAUCACUUCCACCACAUGAUUUGAGUUCUUUCACUGUGAAGUGUAAGAAGGUACAAACUGUAGUUUGAAUUGUACGUGCAUCUACCACUACUCGUCCGUGAAUAAACACGUACUUAGGCUCGUGGUGACGGUGGAAAAUUACACAUUAAACCAUCACUACAGCGUGGAAAGGAAACAAAAGGAAAAAGAAACAGAACAUCGUAUACUCGCAUGAAUUGCAUCUCUCUAGCAUCAGCUUGAAAAUGACAGCUUAGUCCAUGAGGAGGAGUCUCAAAACUCUUCAAACAAUCAUGUUAUCUUUUUCCGACCAAAAAGUUUCACAAGCAUUGCCCUCCCUAAGUGUACGAACCAACUUACAGUUCAAUCUCAAUCUGACAUGUUGCAGAUGCUUUGGUUUAUUGCAGCAUAACAUUACAUAGUCUGAUCAGGAUCUGAACGGAUAAAAAGCACAUUUGUCUUAUCGGAUGAGAGAAUAAAUUGAGUUUAGUACGGUAACUGGUGAUUUUCAGUUGUAGGUAGGAGUUCUUAAAAAUGAAGAAACUCUGAUCAGAUUUUCUGUUGUGAACAUUGCACUCAGCUUUGAAACCAAAAUUUUGUGAACAGGCACAUGCAUAAUUUUCCUUCCUGUUUUUUAAUUGUGAACAUUUUUCACUUCAACAUUUUUCACUCAGUUUCAUUAGUUUGCCUCUAAACCUUUUAAGCCUUUUAACCUUCAAUGCUAUCUAUACUAUCACAAUUACAUGUUCUUUCAUCAGUUGCUUGCUUUGUUUAUUGAUACAAGAAAAGGAAAACAAGAAGCCUUGCCCUCUCUCUCCCACUUGAGAAAACAUAACCAGAAAACAGCAGAAAAUACAGUUCGUCGAUUUGUCAAAUGAGUUAAAAGUUUCACAUUAGAUGAAAAAGUAGGUGUUGAGCAACAUAUAAGUGAGAUGGUAUGUGUAGCUAUUGUCUUAAAGUUUUGGGUGAUGAUGUGGUGUUCAAACCACUUAUAACCUAAUGUGAUGAUCAUUAGACUCCUCUUCCCCUCGCAACUCAACACAGUUUUAACACAAUUUUAAACGGAAAUCAAUUGACUAACAUAAGUAUUUGUACAUCUAUCAGUGUCAAGUAACAUAACAAAGGAGAUGUAGAAUAAAAAAUAUUGCAAGAAAAGUCAGCAACGUAAUCAGCACACAUUAGCAUUCACCUCAAAGAAAAUAUUUCCAAUGUUACACUGUACGAGCGAGUGAUUAAAAAAA
Messenger RNA from Trifolium pratense (red clover), 4737 nucleotides. RefSeq names its product pentatricopeptide repeat-containing protein At3g18020-like. The record is from RefSeq and is a predicted model, not a curated record. The transcript has a single exon. The coding region runs from base 1008 to 3077 and encodes 689 amino acids. NCBI's taxonomy places the organism in Eukaryota, Viridiplantae, Streptophyta, Magnoliopsida, Fabales, Fabaceae. Gene Ontology annotation, molecular function: protein binding.